Messenger RNA from Aspergillus ibericus CBS 121593, 898 nucleotides. Its product is annotated as CENP-X/MHF2 family protein. NCBI's taxonomy places the organism in Eukaryota, Fungi, Ascomycota, Eurotiomycetes, Eurotiales, Aspergillaceae. Gene Ontology annotation, cellular component: FANCM-MHF complex; Fanconi anaemia nuclear complex. The coding region runs from base 24 to 743 and encodes 239 amino acids. The record is from RefSeq and is a predicted model, not a curated record. Gene Ontology annotation, biological process: kinetochore assembly; replication fork processing; DNA repair. Gene Ontology annotation, molecular function: protein heterodimerization activity. The transcript has 2 exons.
UCAAAACAUAACCCAUCCCCAACAUGCCCGCAGAACGAAAGACCGCGCCAAAGCGCCGACAGCUCCCCUUCAAGCCCCCAAGCCGGACCUCCGCCUCUGCCUCUACCUCAGCCCCGGCCCCCGCUCCAGCAUCACCACCAGCAGCAUCCGCCUCAUCCAAACCGAAACCCAAGCCCAAGACCAAACCAACGGACAAACCCAAACCCACCAAACCACGAGCCCCUGCCCCAGCAAAAGCCACAAAAGCAGCCUCCUCAACCAAUCCCAAACCCAAACCAAAAGACAAAGGCAAAGGCAAAGCCCCAGCCCCCGCCGCCCACGACUCCGACACCGACACCAACACCGAUACUAACUCCAUCCACUCUGCCUCCCCCUCACCUUCAGCAUCAGCAUCAGCAUCACCAUCCGCCUCCCCAGAACCCGAACCCGAACCAGAUUACAUCCUCGCGGAAAUCAUCCACAAAGACCAACAAUCCGACGACGUCCUGACCAACGACCCCGUGAUCCCUCCGAAGCUCUUGACCAGAUUACUGCAUCAUCAUUUCCAGAAUCAGAAGACCAAGAUCGCCAAGGAUGCGAAUACUGUGGUUGCGAAGUAUGUGGAUGUUUUUGUGAGGGAGGCGUUGGCGAGAGCCGCGUUUGAGAGGAGGGAGGCGGUGGGGAAGGGGAGUGUGGUUGGGGAUGGGUUUUUGGAGGUUGAGGAUUUGGAAAAGAUGGCGCCGCAGCUUGUGAUGGAUUUCUAGAAGGGAUUAAUUGAUGUGUUUGGAGUUAUGGGUUGGAGUUUUAUGAUACCAAUGUUUGUAGAUGAGGAUUUGGGAGACUUGUGUUACUACUAGACAUGCACACGGGUAUAUUGAAAUGUGUAGAUGUAGUCUAUGUACCAUCGAGUCUGGCGUCU